Messenger RNA from Periophthalmus magnuspinnatus, 2704 nucleotides. RefSeq lists its product as uncharacterized. The annotation marks the transcript as partial. The transcript has 2 exons. Lineage: Eukaryota; Metazoa; Chordata; Actinopteri; Gobiiformes; Gobiidae. The record is from RefSeq and is a predicted model, not a curated record. Gene Ontology annotation, molecular function: GTP binding; protein binding.
AAGGCUGUGCCGGUGAAAGUGUGGCUACUGCCCCUCACCUCGCUGGACUCUGCAGCAGCUCGCCUGGUGCGGCAGGUCAGUGUGGGGUUGGUGUUUGAGGUGGAGAGGACUCUGGAGCACUUAGAGGACUUGGACAUGAGGUGUCGAGAUGUUUUGAACAGCACAGAGUUAAAGCAGUUUCCUCAGAUAGUCACGAAGAUCAGAACCUUCAUGGGCUUGUGCUCCGAGUUUAAGCUGGGACUGCAGGGCAUUCUGGCUCAGAAGCUGCCGUCGAUCCGCGGAGGAGGAGAGGAGGAGGCGGAGCUCGCCGAGAUACUCAGGAAAAGAGCUGCAUCUCCGUUCAGUCACGACUGUCUGAACCAGUGGGUGAGGUGCAAAGUCAAAGAGGCCAACCUCAUCAAAACCUUCUGUCACCUGAUGAAGAACACAGAGGUCCUCUCCUCUCAGGAUGACCUGGACGACAGGUCCAGUAAUGUGAAGAACACUGUGUGCUUCGUCUUCACCUCCCUGGAGACUGAGGAGCCCUAUCUCUCUGCCUUAAGUCAGUACUUAAAGGGCUCAGAACAGCUCAGCCCUCGGCCCAAAGACCUGGAGAUGGAGCAGUGGUACAGCGACAAAGACGUCAGAGAGACCGUGAGGACCAAGGCCAAGCUCUUUGGAGAUUUUGCUGAGGCCAACAGGGACAACCAGGAUGUUAAGUUUCUGGCAGUGGCUUUUAAGGAUGAGAACUAUAAAGGUUCAACCAUCUACCAUUACAAAGAAGGAUUUGAAGUCAGUGAUAACUUUGAGCCCCCUUCAAAGCCUGAGAACAUCAGUGUGGACGAUGUAACCCACAACAGUUUGACUCUGCACUUCAGCGCCCCCACAUGGGGGGCAGAGACGGUGACGGGCUACAGGCUGGAGUACAGCGAUGGAGGAGAGUGGCAGCUGUCUGAGGCUCAGACGGGGUUAGUCAAAGUGAGCGCCCUGAGCGCAGACACAGAGUACAGUUUCAGACUGAGAGCCGUCACUGCAGUGGGUCUGGGACCGGCCGCAGAACUCAAGUCCAUAAAAACGGCUCCUGAACCCGAGGGCCCCAAACGCCUCACGGAGGAGCUGAAGAAAACCUGUGAAGUCAUAAAAACCAAAGGAUCUCUGCAGAUACUGAAGCUUCCACUGACCAGAGAUAGUAUAGAAAUCCCAGGCUGCCAGCGGUUCAUCUACGGCACCGACUUCCCCGGGAAGAGUAACUGCACCAUAAUGCUGAUGGGCGCCACGGGAGCGGGCAAGUCCACCCUCAUCAACGGUAUGAUCAACUACAUCCUGGGCGUGCAGUGGACUGACCCCUACAGGUUCAAGCUGGUAGUGGAGGAGGAGAAGUCACAGGCUCAGAGUCAGACAUCGGAGGUGACGGUUUAUAAAAUCAACUUUGACGACGGCUUCAUGAUCGACUAUUCUCUGACCAUCAUCGACACACCGGGCUUUGGAGACACUCGAGGCAUCAAGCGAGACCAACAGAUCACAAAGCAGAUCCAAAAACUCUUCUCCAACAACUUUGGGGUGAACGACAUUCACGCCGUGUGCUUCGUAGCUCAAUCUGCUCUUCCUCGCCUCAGCGCCACUCAGCGCUACGUGUUCGACUCCAUCCUCUCCAUCUUUGGGAAUGACGUGGCCGAGAACAUCCGGGUUCUGGUGACUUUCGCAGACGGACAGCUGCCUCCGGUUCUAGAGGCCAUCACAGUGGCAGGAGUCCCGUGCCCCAAAGCCGAUGACGGAAAACCCGCGCACUACAAGUUCAACAACUCAGCGCUGUUCGCAGAGAACCAGAGUUCUGUGGUGGGGUUCGAUGAGAUGUUCUGGAACAUGGGGAAAGCCAGCAUGAGGAGCUUUUUUGAUGCCCUGCACAAGACUGAGCCCAAGAGUCUGACUUUGACCAAAGAGGUGCUGAGAGAGAGAAAGCAGCUAGAGGAAACUGUGGAAGAUCUACAGAGGAAAAUCAAAGUGGCGUUAGCCAAACAGGACGAGAUCAAACAGUCCGAAGAACAGGUGAAGACGCAUGAGGCCGAGAUCGAGAGAAACAAGGACUUCAUGGUCCCACUCAAAGUCCUGAAGCCUGUUCGACAGGACAUCUCAGGAAACUACAUCACCAACUGCCAGAAGUGCCACCACACGUGCCAUUACCCAUGUGGCAUUGCCGACGACAGCGCCAAGAAAGGCUGCGCCGCCAUGGAUCAGAACGGGUACUGCACGAAGUGCCCAGGAAAAUGCAUCUGGAGUGAUCAUUACAACCAGAAGUACAGAUGGGAGUACAAAGAAGUCAUUGAGAUGAAGACCGCAGAGGAGAUCAAGAAGAAGUACCUGAAGGGAACAGAGGACAAGAUGACUGUGCAGAACUUGGUCUCAAAACUGAAAGAGGAAUAUCAUCGGUUCAAGGACAACGUUACUGACAUGGUCCAGGAAGCCACUAAAUUCAUAUACCGUCUGAGUCAGAUUGCACUGAAGCCCAACCCCCUGUCCACUCCAGACUACAUCCACCUGCUCAUCGAAUCUGAGAAGAAGCAGCUUAAGCCGGGCUGGAAGCAGAGGGUGGAGGCCCUGGAGGAGGAGAAGAAGAAGGCCGAACUGCUCACACAAGUCGGCACCGGGGAGGAUAUUCUGGCCCCUGAGUGAGUUCUCAUCUCGUCCUCGUCUCGUCCUCGUCUCGUCCUCGUCUCGUCCUCGUCGC